This is a messenger RNA of Owenia fusiformis, 1717 nucleotides long. NCBI's taxonomy places the organism in Eukaryota, Metazoa, Annelida, Polychaeta, Sabellida, Oweniidae. The record is from the annotation of a GenBank genome assembly.
AUGUGUUCCACUCACAGAGGUGUUCCACUUCUAGAGGUCUUCCACUCACAGAGGUGUUCCACUUCUAGAGGUCUUCCACUCACAGAGGUGUUCCACUCACAGAGGAUCCAACUGCAACAAGGAAGUUAUAAUACUUAUCAUUAUAUAUAUACUUAUUAUUGUUGGUCAAUAUUUGAAAGAAUAAGCGAUAAACAUACAUCAACAUAUUCUGAGGCCAUUAAAUUAAGGCUUGAUAAUGAUUUCACUAGCCAGGCGACGUCAAGAGAGACUUUUGACUGAGGAUGGUGUCGUAUUGGAUGGUUCCGGCCAAGAAGUUCCAGUUGACAGUCUACAUGGGCGUUACAUGGCUAAGAUAUCCAUGGCUUUGGGGAUACUCAUGAUUCUAGGAGGUGUGCUUAGCAUCGUUCUUGGUAUUGUGGCCCUUGUUAAAUCAUUUACAAUGGCUUACAUUGGAACUGGAUUAUGGGUGGGACUCCUGUUUCAUAUUAGCACCGGUGCACUCGGAAUUGUGGCUGGGAGGAUCAAACACAUGAAUAUCCAAGAUGCAAGCAGAGCUGUGAAUGGAUUCCUGGUAAUGUGUAUUGUUAACAUAUGUUCUGGCUGUGCUGCUCAACUUUUACUUGGGGUUAUAGCAGCUGCAGUGGAUCGACCCCUCUAUUUCUACUCUUUUUAUGAGGAUGAUGAAGAGUUAGGGGACGGAUUGAUGUAUGCCUUUGAUGUCACAUUUAUAAUCGUGUCAUUGGUUGAGGGUCUGUUCUGCGUGAUUGGAAUUGUCAUUGCAAGUAUUGCAACAUGCUGCCGUUCAUCCACUGGCUAUGUUACACAAACGUGUGUGAGUACAUGUACAACAACAACGCCUGCUGUGACUGUUCUCAACAUUGGACCCCAACAACAACAGCCAGCUGGAUAUUAUCCUCAACAACCUCCUGUGUAUCAACCACAAAUGCAGGCACAACCUGGGAUGUGUCAACCACCACAGGCUCAACCACCUAUGUAUCAACCUGUGCAACAACCACCAGUGCAACAACCACCAGUGCAACAACUACCAGUGCAACAACCAUCAGUGCAUCAACCACCUCAAAUGAUGGUGCUCAACAAUAAAAUGUAACUUGACCACACUGUUGGCAACUGGAGUAGAGUGACAAUAUAAUGGACAUUGCACACAAAAGGAUUAUGGACCAGGAAAACAUGAUGUGGAUUGAUGAUGUAUGCAUGUAGUUUGACAGAUUCACAAUAUUUCUUCAUCUAGGCAGCCAGAGUGGGACAACAAAUUGAUCACAAUUAUAUUGAUUUAUUACUGUAUACAUGGGCAUAGCCAGUGGGGUGCGAUGAGUGCAAUCACAUCCCCCACUCCCCCAAAAAAGAAAAAAGAAAUUUUGUAAAAUUUGUUGAAAAAAUAUUAACAAAUUAGGCCAUAGUUCAAAAUGCUCAGAAUGCACCAAAAACAAUGUAAAUUUUCAAAAAUUUCUGUGGAUGAACCUCCAUAUUCCCCUUUUUGGAGCUUGCUUCGCUCGGAGUGAUGCAAACGCAAAUAAUCACACAUCCCUUGACAAUUCCUGGCUAUUCCCCUGGUAUAUAUUGUGUUACCUUGUUUGACACGGAGUUGUCGAAGUCUGGCAGCUCCCACCAGAUAGGCUGCCUUGGUGGAGAUGAAUCCUGGGAAAUCAUCAUCAUACAAUAAGUCGAACAAUGUAGUGUUCAUCCAGUACCAUAGAGU